UUCUGCUGCUGCCGUCGUCGCCGCCACAACACAGUGGUCAUCACAUAUAUAAUACAUAUACAUUUCUCAUCGUUCACCGCCGUUACUUAUCCGCUGCUGCUGCCGAAAUGUGGUUGCAGCUCUGAAAAAACUCAUCGUCCGUGCACGAGGUAGAGUUUCAGAAACAACGAGGGUAUCAUCACAAUGACGGAGAAGAAAGCCAAAAGACUGUCUACCGAGUUUGAUGGCAAACAAUCGGACGACGAUAGCCAGCGAAGUAACUACGGUGACUGGGUUUGCACCGACACCGAUUGCGCAAAUGUGAACUUUGCUAAGCGCAGUUCCUGCAAUCGUUGUGGGAAAGAACGAGGAGAAUGUCCUAAAAAGAAAAAACUUGGCCAGGAAAUUGGCAAAGCUGCUGCUGAAAAGAGCCGAGGCUUGUUCAGUGCUGAUGACUGGCAAUGUAGUAAAUGUGGCAAUGUCAACUGGGCACGCAGACAGCAAUGUAAUAUGUGUAAUGCACCCAAGUUUGGAGAAGUUGAGGAAAGAACAGGAUAUGGAGGUGGAUACAAUGACAGAGGAGUAGUUGAAUAUAAAGAGCGUAAAGAUGACGAUGACGAUGACUUUGACGAGUUUGGCAGGCGGAAGAAGAAGCGAAGAGUAGAGAGUCGCUCUGAUGAUGAUUCCAAAGAUUCAUCAAAAUACAGUAGUCCACCACGUAGCCGGUCUAAAAGGGAUCAAUCUGAAAAAGAAGAUGAGGAAGACGAGCAAGAGGAGGAAGAGGAACAAGAAGAGGCCGAGAAAGAGAGAGAAGAUGAGGAGGACGAAGAUGAAGACGAAGAUGGCGAUCUAUCAAAGUAUGAUCUGAGUGAGUGGGAUGACUUAACACCAGCCAAAAAGGACUCAAAUGGCGUUGCUGGUUCUUCGGAAGAACGUCAGUCUAGAUGAGAUUAAUGCUCGUAACUCUUAUCAGCCUGUCGUGAGAGAUUGACGAGAGAAGUAAUUCUUCUAGUAAUCAAUCGCCCAAUUGCGUACAUUAUUAUAUUCUCGCAAGCAAUGCCAGUUCCAAGUCUUUUUGUAGAU
Molecule: messenger RNA, 1062 nt
Organism: Phymastichus coffea
Lineage: Eukaryota; Metazoa; Arthropoda; Insecta; Hymenoptera; Eulophidae
Product: zinc finger Ran-binding domain-containing protein 2-like
Exons: 7
Coding region: 184-927 (247 amino acids)
Biological process (GO): RNA processing
Molecular function (GO): RNA binding; lipopolysaccharide binding
Source: RefSeq, a predicted model, not a curated record